Molecule: messenger RNA, 421 nt
Organism: Zeugodacus cucurbitae (melon fly)
Lineage: Eukaryota; Metazoa; Arthropoda; Insecta; Diptera; Tephritidae
Product: cecropin-1-like
Exons: 2
Coding region: 105-296 (63 amino acids)
Biological process (GO): defense response to Gram-negative bacterium; defense response to Gram-positive bacterium; antibacterial humoral response
Cellular component (GO): extracellular region
Source: RefSeq, a predicted model, not a curated record
GCCAGUCAACUAUCAAUAAACACAAUUCGAAAGUCGAAGAAGCUGGAAGCUCAACAAGCUUAUAAAACAACUAGCAGACAAAUAUUAAAACUUAAACAAACAAAAUGAACUUCUACAAGAUCUUCGUACUCCUGGCUGUCUUCGUUGCUGUCUUCGCAGGACAAACCGAGGCGGGAUGGUUGAAAAAGAUUGGCAAGAAAAUUGAGCGCGUCGGUCAACAUACACGAGAUGCCACUAUCCAAACCAUCGCCGUGGCGCAACAAGCAGCAAAUGUUGCGGCAACAUUGAAGGGAUAAACUGAAUAUGUUGAAUGAGUGUAGAAACAUUUAUGUACCUAAAUUAUGAUUAAUAUUUAUUUAUUUUUAAAAUAUUUGACAAAUGUAUGGAGAUUAAAAUAAAAGUAUUUAAAUAAAAUUAAAUU